This is a messenger RNA of Brassica napus (rape), 3864 nucleotides long. RefSeq names its product WD repeat-containing protein 75. The transcript is spliced from 15 exons. The coding region runs from base 1389 to 3680 and encodes 763 amino acids. The record is from RefSeq and is a predicted model, not a curated record. Lineage: Eukaryota; Viridiplantae; Streptophyta; Magnoliopsida; Brassicales; Brassicaceae. Gene Ontology annotation, molecular function: protein binding.
UCUCCAUCGGGAGGUUUUAAAAAGAGGUUCUAAAAAAAGACAAAAAAAAAUAAAUCAAAAUAGGCUAAAUGCACAGAACCGAUCCUUAAUAUGGUGUUUUUAGAAUCGGUUAAAACCCCUGCGUGUCCCUUUGCCAUUGGGUAUUUAAUUUUCCAUGUCUUUCUUCAUCGCUCUUCCUAGAUGUUUCAAGGAAUCAAUCCCUCUUCCUCCUCCAAUCCCAAUCACUCCAUCUUCUCUCUAGCUUAUGAUCUCCAUCUCCUUCUCUUUCAGAGAGGUUGAUGUCUGGCGUUGGAGUAAUCGUUUCGGAUCCAUGACUACAAAGCCAGUUCCCGCAAGUCGAGCUUCGUUCUCUCAAGUUUGCGGCGUUUACGUUAGAGGAUCUUCCACUUGUGUUGGUGAAGUCACUCACCUCUGCGUUCAAGGAGAAAGAAAUCAGAGAGAUCUUACCAUAUUUGGCUUCUGAUUACGCAGCCUACGAUGAUCUCGAUUUCGAAUCGUUUCUCACGCUAAUCUAGCAAGAGCUUCACUGGAUUCUGGAACACAGCAACAAGAUCCUAGCAAGCAAACUCAAUGUUUCACAUACCGAGAACUCGCCACCGCAACUAACAAUUUCAGGCUCGAAUCUAUGAUCGGACAUGGUGGUUUCGGUUCUGUUUUCAAAGGAAAGUUAGUGUUUCCUCCUGGACAGGUAACUCUCAACAUAUAUCAUCUAGAGUUGUGAUUUAACUGUGCUCCUCUUCUUUUACUCUGUUACUGUGCUCACUCACUCACUCUGUUUAUGUUCACUCACUCACUCUUAGUUAUCACUUGUGUAUCACCAUAACACACAAGUACACACUCAUAGUCUCUUGACUCUCACGUUUGUUUUCUUAUUGUAGAGAGAAGAGAGAACACACGGAUGUCUACAUUGUUAACUCUUUUCUUAUUGAAUUUGAUGCACAUAUUUGUAGUAGUUUUAUCUAACUACUACACACAUAUUUAGACAUUUAACAUGACCACUGAAAUCCAAUAAUUAACUUAAAAAAAAAAAAAAAAUUAGGAACCUCAAUGAAAUUCUCCCAUUGGACGAUAAAAAAAUUAAUUAGACUAUCAGAGAUUCUAAACUUUUCAAAUCACAAAAUUAACUACUAAUUUAUUCAUUAGAAUCCAUAAGGGUUUCUAACCAAUGGACUUGCUCUUAUAAGUUUCGUCGCAUAUUUGGUCAGUGAUUAGUGUCCGACAUGUUUUUUUUUUUCAUCGCAUAAUAUUCCGACACGGGCGACACAGUGUCCUUUUUUUGGGUUUUCCCUCGGAAUUUGAUUCGUCGGAAAAUCAUGGAGAAGAAAAAAAGAGUAUAUUUUUAAUCUAGCCGAUUAGAGAUGCUCUCGUCAUCUCAACCUCCGUGAAAAAUGAUUCGCGGCGGAAGAAACUGCAUCACUUCCUCCCCUGCCUUCUCAAACGACGCAAAGAAGCUUCUUUUAUGCACUGCCAACUCCGUCUCCAUCUUCUCCGUCGCCACUGGCUUAAAGGUUGCUUCCCUGGAGGGUCACACAGCACCAGUGACGACUGUGAUUGUUGACCCCAUCCUCCCCGAAGACUGCUGGACGGCGUCGCUCGAUGGAAAGAUUCGUUUUUGGGACUUCUCCGUGCCGAGUCUUACGCUAGCAUUUGAUAUCCACCUUCCCAUUUACUCUAUGGUGAUGUUUACAUGUCGACCGUCACGUAGCCUGAUUGCUUAUGUUUCGGUUGAGGAGUACUCAAGUGUCUCCAAAGAUUUGUUUGGACAAAUCAGGAGAGUUAGUCUCUUGGAUGAGCCUCUUCUUAGUGGUGGUGACACUUUAAAAGAGAUGGAAGAACCAAAAAGUAUUGUUAUGAGUCCAUCUGGAGAGUUUUUCGGCGUCUGUCAAGGCUGCAAAAUACAUAUAUGGAGUACUUCUGUUGGGAAGAUGGCUAAGGAGACUACAUUACAUCACACACAGUUGAUUACCGUUUUUGCCUUUCAUCCCACUAAGAGAAUGUUAGCAGUGGGAGAUGCAACAGGAAGAGUGUUGAUUUGGAAGGAUAUUGGUGAUGUAAAACUUACUUCAGUGACAAGUGAAGAUGCUGCUGAGUCUUCUUGCACUGCUUUUAACUGGCAUUCCGAUGAAGUGACCGUCCUUAACUUCUCUUCGGAUGGAGCAUCUUUGUAUUCUGGGAGUAAAGAAGGGGCUCUUGUUGUUUGGGAGCUAGAUACAGAGAAGAAGCAAGUUUUGCCAAUGAUGGAGUCUCCCUUGCUGUAUUUCAUCUUCUCUUCAGAUCCAACUCUUUCCUCUGCGAUUUGUGCAGAUAAUCAGGUUCAUAUUCUCAAAAUGCCUUCCAUGGAGAUAUUGAGAACGAUUCCUGGAAUCAAGCCUCGGAUAUUAGAUCGCUUUGGAUUUUUAAGCUACGUCAAGACGAUGCUUAUCUCCCUCACCAGAACUGUGUCCAUUGAUCCCUCUUCCGGUAUAGCUGCUUUCUCCACAGCGAAUCACUGUGUUCAACUCUACAACCUCUUAAGUGACACUGAGGUUACAGAGAUUCAAGUUUGCGAGAGAGAUCAUCAACCAGAGGAUGAUGGAGUCCGGGUUGCAGUGACAGCAAUUGCUCUCUCCCGGAAUGGCUCACUGAUGACUACAGCUGAGACCAGUUUUGCUGAAGGAAACCUCAGCGGAGGCUUAGUUUCUCUCAAGUUUUGGGUGUUUGUACCAGACAAGAAAACAUUCAGCAUAUCCACAGUCAUAAACCAACCUCACAGUGAAGCUGCUAUCACAGCUAUUGACCUUAACUCGCGCCGUUCCAUGGCUGUUAGUAUAUCUUCUGCUGGGGACUUCAAGACUUGGGUUUGCAAUAGUGACAAGAAUCUGACAGCAGAGGAUUCAAACUGGAUAUGUCAUGGAGUUGGCUCUUAUAAGAGAAAGCAAAUAACAGCUGCCACUUUUUGUCCUGAUGGUUCUCUUCUGGCUCUUGCGGCUACAACAGUUAUUACCAUCUGGAACCCGUUAACGACUGAACUCUUGUUUGUAUUUGGAAAGCUUCAUACGCCAGUUUUGCAACUCUCAUUCGCUGGAAUAGGCUUCCUUGUUGCUGCAUCCUGUUGUCCUCAUGCCCCGCCGCACUUAUCUGUCUAUGAUUUGAUGACGUUGGAUUUAUCAUGGUCAUAUAGAUUAUCCAUAGAAGCAAUUGCCACCAAAGAGAGGUCAUCAUACUUUGCAGUUUUAGCAUGGCUUCCGGAUUUGUCUGUAAAAGCUAAUGAAGAGAUCUUUCGUGGGAAAGAUGGAGCUAUCCUUUUGUUUGAUACGUCAUGCCCUAAACCGGUAGCUAUUUGGACUGUAAUGGAGGCCAGUGGAGGAUCGCUUUCAUUUGUGGAAGACAGUGAAAAGUCUCAGACGCUUCUUGCGUAUGUAAACAGGAGCAAUGAAUAUGUUCUUUUCGAUCCUUAUAGCGAUGAAACUCUUAAGACUAGCGCCAAGGAUUAUGAGGUUCUUCUUGAAGCAAUUAGCAAGAAGAGGAAGAGAUCAAGAAAGAAAACAUUGCUGGCGGAGAGACCUUGGGAGACCAAGUUUUGCGGUUCAACGCUCAGUAUCCCGCCUUUCAGGGACGCUUGCUCUGCCUUCUUUGCUUCCAAGAUGGGGAAAAAGAUUUGUGAGAGAGUAGAGAUGCAUCCUGAUAGCCAUAGCCUCUGAGAGUUCUCUACAUAUUUUGGAACAUUGACUAUAUUUUUUUGUAAGCUAUCUGGUUCGGUUCCUUGUGGUAGUUUUGGUCUGUAGAAACUAGAAGGGCUAAUAGGGUUGGUUUAGGAGAGGUUCACUCAUGUGGAACAAGUUGUUUUGAGACAGUUUAGAUUAUAUUUAUUUUCCUGCCAAGUCA